AUGGAUUGCACAGAAAAAGAAUGUUCCAUUGGCAGACUCAUGAUACAACAUCUGGCUAACAACUCCAUGUCUGGUCAUCUUGAAAGCUUGACCCCAGAUGAGUUAGAAGAGUCCAGUGAGCACUAUUCCCAAGAAGUGCAGAGUUCAGAAAACAAAAAUGACCAUAACCACUGUGUUUAUGCCCAUACUGUUGUGAGUGAAAUUAAACAUGCAAAAACAUUAUCCUCUAUGCCUGAACAUUGCAGUAACCAAACUACUGCAUACUCACCAAACAACGAUAAAAGACUGGCACAUAAUUCUGAAAGUUUAGCUUCACUAGAAGGCUCAUCUUUCAGUGAUGAACUGUCAUCUGGAUACACAUCAACUAUUGAUGGGCAAACUUUGGAGGUGCCAGAAGAGCACGUGCAAGAGGUUUUAAAUCAGCUGAACCAAUCAAUUGAGGCAUUUAGUUCUGGGCUUCACAUGAUUCCUUUCUCCAGAGAUUCUCAGACUCCUGGAGAAGGAGACCAUUCCAUAAAGCCUCGGAGUUCCUUCUCGGAGGGCAUUUUCUUAAAUCCUGCCAAUCUACCACUAUGUCAAAACCUGGUUAGUAAAAAACAACUGGCCUACAAUACACUGGAUGCCACACCUAGGCAUGACUACUAUAUCCACUCUGUAGCUCCUGGGAGGCUGAAACGAAGUCGUCCAUCCUUGGAUCUACUGCGUAAUGCCAUACUAGAUGAGCAGCAAAUGGUCCCAGUACCUUUGGACCAAGAUGUGGAAUCAGGUGACAAGGACAAAGCUGAGGAAGUGGAAGUGGCCGAUGAAAAUAAUGCAAAAAAGAAAGAGAAAGAAAAAGGGAAGUGGGAACCUGUUCGAUUUGGAUGGAUCAAAGGAGUCAUGAUUCGUUGCAUGCUCAAUAUCUGGGGGGUUAUCUUGUAUUUGAGAUUACCAUGGAUCACAGCACAGGCCGGUAUAGGUCUCACAUUCCUCAUCAUUCUGAUGUCUGUCUUGGUGACGUCAAUCACUGGUUUGUCCAUUUCUGCUAUAUCCACCAAUGGCAAAGUCAAGUCAGGUGGAACAUACUUCCUCAUCUCUCGCAGUCUGGGACCUGAGUUAGGAGGCUCAAUUGGGCUCAUCUUUGCAUUCGCCAACGCAGUUGCUGUAGCCAUGCAUACAGUGGGCUUUGCAGAGACCGUUCGAGACCUUCUCAUAGAAAACAAUGCCGUAAUUUCUGAUCCAGUAAAUGACAUCAGAAUCAUUGGUGUAAUAACAGUGGCAGUUCUGCUUGCAAUCUCAUUGGCUGGAAUGGAAUGGGAAGCAAAGGCUCAGGUCGCAUUCUUCUUUGUGAUCAUGGUGUCUUUUGCAAAUUACAUAGUGGGAACACUUCUCCCUCCCACCGAAGAAAAGCAAUCCAAGGGAUUUUUUGGCUAUCAGAGUUCUAUAUUUUUGGAAAAUAUUGUUCCUGACUGGCGGGGUGAAACUGGAACCUUUUUUGGCAUGUUCUCUAUUUUUUUCCCAUCUGCUACUGGUAUCUUGGCUGGAGCAAAUAUUUCUGGAGACCUAAAGGACCCAGCAGUGGCAAUCCCCAAGGGAACACUGAUGGCUAUAUUCUGGACCACCAUUUCAUAUCUGGCAAUUUCUGCUACAAUAGGCUCCUGUGUUGUCCGUGAUGCAACUGGUAUUUUGAAUGACACAAUUCCUGUGAAUCAGACGAUGGAUUGCGAAGGACUGAGCUGCCAGUUUGGCUGGAACUUCACUGCAUGUGGAGAUACGGAACCCUGUGUUUAUGGCUUAUCUAACCACUACCAAGCAAUGAGCUUGGUGUCAGCAUUCAGUCCUCUCAUCACCGCUGGUAUCUUUGCUGCCACUCUUUCUUCGGCCUUGGCUUGCCUUGUCUCUGCUCCAAAAGUUUUCCAGUGCCUUUGCAAAGACAAGCUAUACCCUGUUAUUGGAUUCUUUGGAAAAGGUUAUGGGAAGAACAAUGAACCAAUCCGUGGUUACAUUCUGACAUUCAUCAUAGCUAUUGCAUUCAUACUUAUUGCUGAGCUAAACACCAUUGCUCCAAUUAUUUCCAACUUCUUCCUCUGUUCCUAUGCACUAAUCAACUUCAGCUGUUUCCAUGCUUCCAUCACCAACUCACCAGGAUGGCGCCCCUCUUUCCGCUAUUACAGCAAGUGGACAUCCCUUUUUGGUGCAGUGGUGUCUGUGGUCAUCAUGUUCCUCCUCACAUGGUGGGCUGCUCUAAUAGCUGUGUCCAUCAUUGUAGUCUUGCUAGGUUAUGUGACCUACAAAAAACCAGAUGUCAACUGGGGAUCCUCAGUGCAAGCUGGAGCCUAUAACAUGGCCCUAACAUACAGUGUGAACUUAACGGGAGUACAGGAACACGUCAAGAACUACAGGCCGCAGUGUCUUGUUCUUACUGGACCACCAAAUUUACGUCCAGCUCUGGUUGACUUUGUCAGUUCCAUAACCAAAAACACAAGCCUCAUGAUCUGUGGAAAUGUGUUGACUGAAAGUGAAAAAAUGAGUGACUCAGAUGGACACAUACAAUGGUUGAACACAAGGAAAGUGAGAGCGUUUUAUAGUGUGAUCUGUGAAAGCAGUUUGAGAGCUGGAGCCAAAAAUCUCAUGCAGGUGUCUGGUCUGGGACGUUUAAAACCAAACACUCUGGUCUUGGGAUUUAAAAGCACUUGGCAAAGUGACCCAGGGCAGAGUUUAGAAGACUAUUUUGGAGUUAUAAAUGAUGCAUUUGACUGUCAGUUUGGGGUGUGCAUUCUGAGGAUUAAGGAUGGUCUUAAUGUGUCCAAGAAGGUGCAUGGCGAAGUUAAUAUGGCCUUCCAGGACUCUGAUGAUGAAUUGGAGUGCAACAAAGAACAGGAGAAAGAACCUCCUAGCCCAGUUCCAGAAAGCGUGACUCAAGCAAAUACUACCUUCCAGAGCCGCCAAGGCAAGAAAAGCAUUCAUAUCUACUGGCUGUAUGAUGAUGGAGGUCUAACACUCCUUAUACCAUAUCUGCUGACUCGCAGGAAGCGUUGGGCCCAGUGUAAAGUUUGUGUUUAUAUCAGAGGGAAAAAUGAAAAUGCAGAGCAAGAAAAAAAAGAAAUUCAAACACUCCUGGAGAAAUUUAGACUUGGCUUCCAUGACGUUGUAGUAUUAACAGACAUUGAAGAGAAACCAAAACCCAAAACGAUGAAAAUGUUUGAGGAUCUUAUUGCUUCAUACAAAUUCAAUGAGGGACAGGUACAAGAUGGAGAAUCGAAUAUCCCUCCAUGGGCCAUCAGGGAGACUGAUUUACUCAAUUACAUGGCCAAGUCGGAACGCUACAUGAGAAUGAAUGAGAUUCUACAGGAGAACUCAAAGGAUGCUGCCCUUGUUGCAAUAAGCCUGCCAGUUGUCAGCAAAGCAGUUUGUCCCAGUUCCCUCUAUAUGGCCUGGCUGGAAACCAUUUCACAGGACCUCAACCCACCAGUAAUUUUUAUCCGUGGCAACCAGCAAGACUCGCUAACGAUGUACUGUCAGUGAUUACUGCAGCCUGUAGGGCUCA
Messenger RNA from Pelobates fuscus (common spadefoot toad), 3526 nucleotides. Its product is annotated as solute carrier family 12 member 3-like. The transcript has 26 exons. Bases 1 to 3504 code for a protein of 1167 amino acids. Gene Ontology annotation, biological process: chloride transmembrane transport; sodium ion transmembrane transport; potassium ion homeostasis. Gene Ontology annotation, cellular component: apical plasma membrane. The record is from RefSeq and is a predicted model, not a curated record. Lineage: Eukaryota; Metazoa; Chordata; Amphibia; Anura; Pelobatidae. Gene Ontology annotation, molecular function: sodium:potassium:chloride symporter activity.